Mangifera indica (mango) is the source of this 4502-nucleotide messenger RNA. RefSeq lists its product as uncharacterized. Gene Ontology annotation, cellular component: nucleolus. Bases 328 to 4140 code for a protein of 1270 amino acids. The transcript has 9 exons. Lineage: Eukaryota; Viridiplantae; Streptophyta; Magnoliopsida; Sapindales; Anacardiaceae. The record is from RefSeq and is a predicted model, not a curated record. Gene Ontology annotation, molecular function: DNA binding; transcription factor binding. Gene Ontology annotation, biological process: regulation of DNA-templated transcription.
GAUAUCCAUGCUAACAGAUUUUGUUGUGUUUAGAGGGCGAUGAAUCAAUCGAUAAGUUGAUAGAUAAAAGGGGGAAAUUAUAUUAUUAUUUAUUCAAGGUGGAAAAGUUCUGGAGUAUAUUCUCUGUAGUCUUAACCUAUUUAAGACAAACUUCGACAGCAAAAAAUCCUUUUCCUCCGUUGUAAACUUUCAAGCACAAACAACAGACUCAUUGCAUUGUGUGAUUUGGAAAAAUCGUGGUGAAGUAGGGGAAGAAACGUGGUUGACUUAUCUGAUUUGAGAUCUCAAUUUGGUGAAGAAAGUUUCAGCUUGAAAAAUUUGGUUUCAAUGGUCAGCAAGAAAAGGAACUCCGAUGUUGUAGAGGAAGCAGAGGGUGUAGUAGAAACAGCUGAAAAUAUAGAAAGUGAUAAUGUUGUUGCAAGUCCUUUGAAGAAGAAAAUGAAAAAGGGUAAGAAAAAAGAUGGGGAUAUGGCAGCUGAGGAUUCAUCUAUUAAACCCAUGGAAAGAAAGAAGAAGAGAAAAGCAGUGGACAAAGAGAGGCAUCACGCUACCGUGGAAUAUAAAGAGUCAAAGCCCAAACAAACGGAUGUAGCUGUAGAAAGGGAAGGAACUCGGACAUCAGCUGUGUUUUCAUCGGGUAAUUGUAUGCCCGAGUUCCAUAUUAGUGUUUUUCAGGAUUUGGCAUCGGCUAAUGUUUCUUUGAGACAAGCUGCAGCAGAAUCACUGGUGACACAGUUGGUGGAAGUUCAGAAGGCAUAUGAGAGGGGUGGGAGGGAGUUGGUUGAGGAUGGAAUGAAAUUGGAAGCUGAUAAAUAUGAUGGGUUGAAUGAUUGUGCACCUUCUUUGAGAUAUGCUGUGCGUAGACUUAUCCGUGGUGUUUCUUCAUCUAGAGAGUGUGCAAGACAAGGGUUUGCUUUGGGUCUGACUCUUUUAAUUGGUAAAAUUCAUAGUGUCAAAGUGGACUCGUUGCUGAAACUAAUUGUUGAUUUGCUAGAGGUCUCUUCAUCAAUGAAGGGUCUGGAAGCUCGGGAUUGCCUUUUGGGACACUUGUUUGCUUAUGGUGCUAUUGCCCGGUCAGCAAGACUAACUAAAGAGUGGAACUCUGAUAAAAACACACCAUAUAUCAGGGAAUUCACCAGUCUUCUUAUCUCACUUGCUGCAAAGAGGCGAUACCUGCAAGAGCCUGCUAUGUCAAUUAUUUUAGAUUUAACUGAAAGGUUGCCUACUGAAGCUUUGCUAAGUCAUGUUCUUGAAGCUCCAGGUCUUCAUGAAUGGUUUGAAGGAGCCAAUGAAGUUGGAAACCCUGAUGCUCUGCUUUUAGCAUUGAGAAUUCAGGAAAGAAUCUCUGUUGACAGCGGAAAGUUUGGCAAACUUUUGCCAACUCCCUUCAGCUCUAGCAAACUUUUUGCUGCUGACCAUUUGUCCUUACUUGCCAAUUGCUUGAAGGAAUCCACCUUCUGUCAGCCCCGAGUUCACGGUGUGUGGCCUGUUCUGGUAAAUGUGCUCUUACCUGAUACAGUAUUGCAAGCUGGGGAUGCAACGUCAGUUUCAAGUUCCUUAAAGAAGCACAAAAAGAGUCGCAAGACCAGCGCUUCUGAAGAAGAAGUUGCUAAGAAUCUUCAGUCUUUCUGUGAAGUUGUUGUUGAAGGAUCCCUUCUUCUCUCAUCCCAUGACCGUAAAAACUUGGCAUUUGAUGUUCUGGCUCUUCUUUUCCCUAGGUUGCCUGCAUCCUUUGUUUCAAUUGUUCUGUCUUACAAACUUGUCCAGUGCCUGAUCGAUAUACUUCCUUCAAAGGAUGCAUGGUUGUAUGAUGUUGCAAAGGAUUUCCUCAAAAAAUUAUUGGAUUGGGUUGGGAAUGAUGAUGUCCGAAGAGUUGCUGUAAUUGUUGCUUUACAAAAACACAGUAAUGGCAAAUUCGACUCCUUCACAAGGACUAAAACUGUGAAGGAUUUGAUGGCAGAGUUCAGAACAGAAUCAGGUUACUCACUUUUCAUUCAAAACCUAGUGAAUAUGUUUGUGGAUGAAGGUCCUACGUCAGAGGAACCUUCAGAUCAGAGCCAAACUACUGAUGACAAUUCAGAGAUAGGUUCAAUUGGAGAGAAAGAUUCAGUGGGGACGUUGGCAAAUUCUGAUUUCCCGAAAAGUUGGGUCAUAGAAUCCCUCCCCAGUAUUUUGAAAUAUCUGAACCUGGAUCUUGAAGCAAAGUUCCGAGUGCAAAUGGAAGUUUUAAAGUUUUUAGCUGUUCAGGGUUUGUUCUCUGCAGCACUUGGCACUGAAGUGACAUCUUUUGAGUUACAAGAGAAAUUUAGGUGGCCUAAAGCUGCUACCUCUGGUGCUCUUUGUAGGAUGUGUAUUGAGCAGCUGCAACUAUUGCUGGCAAAUGCUCAGAAGGUGGAGAAUUCACGUUCUUUCCCAAAUGGACUUGAGCCAAAUGACCUUGGAUCGUACUUCAUGAGGUUUCUUAGUACAUUAUGCAACAUUCCUUCAGUUUCUCUGUUUCGAUCUUUAAGUGAGGAUGACGAGAAAGCAUUAAAGAAAUUGCAGGAAAUGGAAACUAAGCUUUAUAGAGAGGAAAGGAACUGUGGGCUUAGUGUGAACGCAAAUAAGUUGCAUGCUCUCAGGUACUUGCUCAUCCAGUUGCUUCUGCAAGUGCUCCUUCGACCUGGGGAAUAUUCUGAAGCUGCCUCUGAACUUGUCAUGUGUUGUAAAAAAGCUUUUGCAUCUUCUGAUCUUCUUAACUCAUCUGGCGAAGAUGAGUUGGAUGAUGAAUCAGAACCCAAGUUAAUGGAUGUCCUGGUGGAUACAUUGCUCUCAUUGCUGCCACAGUCAUCAGCUCCUAUGCGGUCUCCCAUAGAGCAGGUUUUCAAAUAUUUUUGUAAUGAUGUCACGGACAACGGACUGCUCCGGAUGCUGCGGGUUAUUAAGAGAGACCUAAAACUCUCUAGACAUCACAAUGCAAACAGUGAAGAUGAUGAUGACGAUUUUCUUGGUAUUGAAGAAGAGGAAGAAAUUGAUGAAGCCGAGACUGGGGAAACAGGGGAGAGUGAUGAGCAGAUGGAUGACUUAGAGGCAGUAGCUGAUGUUGAAGAAGGUGAUAAAGAACUUCCUGAAGAUUCUGAUAGCGGAGUGGAUGAUGAGGCAAUGUUCCGCAUGGACACUUAUCUUGCCCAGAUUUUCAAAGAGAAAAAGAAUCAGGCUGGGAGUGAAACUGCUCAAUCUCAGCUUAAUCUGUUCAAACUCCGUGUUUUGUCAUUGCUGGAAAUUUACCUACAUGAAAAUCCAGGUAAGCCCCAGGUUCUGACAGUGUACUCAAACUUGGCCCAGGCUUUUGUUAACUCACAUACUGCUGAAUGUAGUGGGCAGCUUGAACAACGUAUAUGGGGAAUCCUACAGAAGAAAAUAUUUAAGGCGAAAGACUUCCCUAAGACUGAAUCUGUGCCACUAUCUACUUUUGAAUCUUUGUUGGAGAGAAACUUAAAAUUGGCAGCAAAGCCGUUCAAGAAAAAGAAAUCUGCUGCUAAUCUAUCUAAGAAGAAGCAGUCAGCCUCCUGGAACAGAUACAAAAUGAUCAUCUCACUGGCCCAGAAUUCAACCUUUUGGAUUCUGAAGAUCAUUGAUGCUAGAAAAUUUUCAGAUUCUGAAUUGCAGAAGGUUUAUGACAUUUUGUGUACUGUAUUGGCUGGUUAUUUUGAUAGUAAGAAGUCUCAAAUAAAAUCUGAAUUUUUGAAAGAAAUAUUUCGAAGAAGACCCUGGAUUGGUCAUCAUCUCUUCAGCUUCAUCCUGGAAAAAUGUGGGAGUGCAAAAUCAGGAUUUCGUCAAGUUGAGGCACUGGAUUUGGUGAUGGAGAUAUUGAAGUCAAUGGUUCCAUUAAGCUCAGAUGAAGCCAGUCGGGACACUUCAAAGAAAGCCAUGAAGAGCCACCUCGGAAAUCUCAGUCGACUGAUCAAGGAGUUGGCAACACACAUGCCCGAAAAGCAGUCCAGGAAAUCUGAAGUACGCAAGUUCUGUUCUAAGAUCUUUCAGAUGGUAUCAAGUGUUAACCUUACCAAAUCUUUUCUUAAAUAUUUGACCCCUGAUGCUCAUGCUGCCUGUGAAUCUGAACUUGGUGAGGCAUUUCUUAAUUUGAAGAAAAUUGAAUGAGCUCGGUAAGAGUAAAUAUUUUUGGAAAGAUAUUUAUUGAAGAAAUCCAUUUGAAUGGAAUUCAUCUUAAUUAUACUUACAUUCUUGGGAAAACUUCAAUUCAAUCACCACUAACUCCUUGCCGAAGGCAAAAUAUACAAAGUUAAGGAGGCAUUUUUGUCACUAAAAGGUUUCUGGUAGACACAGUUCGUGAAACUAAGCAGGAAGGCUUAGGCUGCAGCAUUUUUUGAUGAAAUUUGCUGUUGGUAAAAGUGUUCAUAAGUUUUGUGGGGGUUGUUAUUGAUAUAGGAAGAGACUGAAAAUGGCAAAAAGAUUUUGAAUGUGUUUUGUAAUAGAAUGUAAUAAUUUUAUUUUAACGCAAA